Cynocephalus volans (Philippine flying lemur) is the source of this 5529-nucleotide messenger RNA. RefSeq names its product ABL proto-oncogene 1, non-receptor tyrosine kinase (gene ABL1). The record is from RefSeq and is a predicted model, not a curated record. The transcript is spliced from 11 exons. NCBI's taxonomy places the organism in Eukaryota, Metazoa, Chordata, Mammalia, Dermoptera, Cynocephalidae. Gene Ontology annotation, molecular function: ATP binding; non-membrane spanning protein tyrosine kinase activity; protein binding. Gene Ontology annotation, biological process: protein phosphorylation; regulation of apoptotic process. The coding region runs from base 101 to 3556 and encodes 1151 amino acids.
AAUGUGAAAUCCCACUUAUAGACCAUUUUCCUUGGAAGCUCACCCACCAUUCUGGAGGAUCUUGAACCCUCUUCUGGAAAGGGGUGCCUAUUGUUACUUUAUGGGGCAGCAGCCUGGAAAAGUUCUUGGGGACCAAAGAAGGCCAAGCUUGCCUGCCCUGCACUUUAUCAAAGGAGCAGGGAAGAAGGAAUCAUCGAGGCAUGGGGGUCCACACUGCAAUGUUUUUGUGGAACAUGAAGCCCUUCAGAGGCCAGUAGCAUCUGACUUCGAGCCCCAAGGCCUGAGUGAAGCUGCUCGUUGGAACUCCAAGGAAAACCUUCUCGCUGGGCCCAGUGAAAAUGAUCCUAACCUUUUCGUUGCACUGUAUGAUUUUGUGGCCAGUGGUGAUAACACUCUAAGCAUAACUAAAGGUGAGAAGCUCCGGGUCUUAGGCUACAAUCACAAUGGGGAAUGGUGUGAAGCCCAAACCAAAAAUGGCCAAGGGUGGGUCCCGAGCAACUACAUCACGCCAGUCAACAGCCUGGAGAAACAUUCCUGGUACCACGGACCAGUGUCCCGCAAUGCUGCAGAGUAUCUGCUGAGCAGCGGAAUCAAUGGCAGCUUCUUGGUGCGGGAGAGCGAGAGCAGCCCUGGCCAGAGGUCCAUCUCGCUGAGAUAUGAAGGGAGGGUGUACCACUACAGGAUCAACACAGCUUCGGAUGGCAAGCUCUACGUCUCUUCCGAGAGCCGCUUCAACACUCUGGCUGAGUUGGUCCAUCACCAUUCAACGGUGGCAGACGGGCUCAUCACCACUCUCCACUAUCCUGCCCCGAAGCGCAACAAGCCCACUGUCUACGGCGUGUCCCCCAACUACGACAAGUGGGAGAUGGAGCGCACGGACAUCACCAUGAAGCACAAGCUGGGCGGGGGCCAGUACGGGGAGGUGUACGAGGGCGUGUGGAAGAAGUACAGCCUGACGGUGGCCGUGAAGACCUUGAAGGAAGAUACCAUGGAGGUGGAAGAGUUCUUGAAAGAAGCUGCAGUAAUGAAAGAGAUCAAACACCCUAACCUAGUACAGUUACUCGGGGUUUGUACCCGGGAGCCCCCAUUCUACAUAAUCACCGAGUUCAUGACCUAUGGGAACCUGCUGGACUACCUGAGAGAGUGUAACCGGCAGGAGGUGAACGCCGUGGUGCUACUGUACAUGGCCACUCAGAUCUCAUCGGCCAUGGAGUACCUGGAGAAGAAGAACUUCAUCCACAGAGAUCUUGCUGCUCGAAACUGCCUGGUAGGGGAAAACCACUUGGUGAAGGUGGCUGAUUUCGGCCUGAGCAGGUUAAUGACAGGGGACACCUACACAGCCCACGCCGGAGCCAAGUUCCCCAUCAAAUGGACUGCACCUGAAAGCCUGGCCUACAACAAGUUCUCCAUCAAGUCUGAUGUCUGGGCCUUUGGAGUAUUGCUUUGGGAAAUUGCUACCUAUGGCAUGUCACCUUACCCGGGAAUUGACCUGUCCCAGGUGUAUGAGCUGCUGGAGAAAGACUACCGCAUGGAACGCCCAGAAGGCUGCCCAGAGAAGGUCUACGAACUCAUGCGUGCAUGUUGGCAGUGGAACCCCUCUGACCGGCCAUCCUUUGCUGAAAUCCACCAAGCCUUUGAAACAAUGUUCCAGGAAUCCAGUAUCUCAGAUGAAGUGGAGAAGGAGCUGGGGAAACAAGGCAUACGAGGGGCUGCAAGCACCUUGCUGCAGGCCCCAGAGCUGCCCACCAAGACAAGAACCUCCAGGAGAGCUGCAGAGCACAAGGACGCCAGUGACAUGCCUGAGACGCCCCACGCCAAGGGCCAGGGAGAGAGCGAUCCCGUGGACCACGAGCCUGCUGUGUCUCCACUGCUCCCUCGAAAAGAGCGAGGUCCCCCAGAUGGCGGCCUGAACGAGGACGAGCGCCUUCUCCCCAAAGACAAAAAGACCAACUUGUUCAGCGCCUUGAUCAAGAAGAAGAAGAAGACGGCCCCGACCCCGCCCAAGCGCAGCAGCUCCUUCCGCGAGAUGGACGGCCAGCCGGAGCGCCGGGGGCCCGGCGAGGAAGAGAGCCGAGACGUCAGCAACGGGGCGCUUACCCUCACCCCCUCGGACACGGCCGAGCCGGCCAAGUCCCCGAAGCCCAGCAACGGGGCUGCUGUCCCCAAUGGAGCUUUCCGGGAGCCCGGGGGCACGGGCAUCCGGUCUCCCCACCUGUGGAAGAAGUCCAGCACGCUGACCAGCAGCCGGUUAGCGGCCAGCGAGGAGGAGGGUGGCAGCAGCUCCAGCAAGCGCUUCCUGCGGUCCUGCUCGGCCUCCUGUGUGCCCCAUGGGGCCAAGGACACAGAGUGGAGGUCAGUCACGCUGCCCCGGGACUUGCAGUCCACUGGGAGACAGUUCGACUCCUCCACAUUUGGAGGACACAGAAGCGAGAAGCCAGCGCUGCCCCGGAAGCGGGCAAGUGAGAACAGGUCUGACCAGGUGACCAGAGGCACAGUGACCCCGCCACCUAGGCUGGUGAAGAAGAACGAGGAAGCCGCUGACGAAGUCUUCAAAGAUGCCACCGAGUCCAGCCCAGGCUCCAGCCCUCCCAGCCUGACCCCAAAACUCCUCCGUCGGCAGGUCAUGGUGGCUCCUUCCUCAGGCCUCCCCCACAAGGAAGAGACUGGGAAGGGCAGUGCCUUAGGGACCCCUGCUGCGUCUGAGCCAGUGCCCCCCACUAGCAGAGCGGGGACAGGCACAGCCGGAGGUACCGGCAAGGCCCCCGCCGAGGAAUCCAGAGUGAGGAGGCACAAGCACCCCUCCGAGUCACCCGGGAGAGACAAGGGGAAGCUGUCCAAGCUCAAGCCCGCCCCACCGCCCCCGCCCCCGGCCUCCAUGGGGAAGGCCGGGAAACCCUCUCAGGGUCCGAGCCAGGAAGUGGCUGGGGAGGCGGCAGGUGCCAGCACAAAAGCAAGAUCCACGAGUCUGGCUGGGGAUGCUGUGAACAGUGACACCACCAAACCUGCCCAGCUAGGAGAGGGCCUCAAAAAGCCUGUGCUCCCGUCCAUACCAAAGCCACAGUCGUCCACCAAGCCAGCGGGGACCCCCACCAGCCCCACCCCUGCUCCCUCCACAUUGCCAUCAGCACCCUCCGCCCUGGCAGGGGACCAGCCGUCUUCCACUGCCUUCAUCCCUCUCAUAUCGACCCGCGUGUCUCUUCGGAAAACCCGCCAGCCUCCGGAGCGGAUCACCAGCGGCACCAUCACCAAGGGCGUGGUUCUGGACAGCACUGAGGCCCUAUGCCUCGCCAUCUCCAGGAACUCUGAACAGAUGGCCAGCCACAGUGCGGUGCUGGAAGCUGGCAAGAACCUCUACACGUUCUGCGUGAGCUACGUGGAUUCCAUCCAGCAGAUGCGGAACAAGUUUGCCUUCCGGGAGGCCAUCAACAAACUGGAGAAUAACCUCCGGGAGCUUCAGAUCUGCCCGGCGACAGCAGGCAGUGGCUCGGCAGCCACUCAGGACUUCAGCAAGCUCCUCAGUUCUGUGAAAGAAAUCAGUGACAUCGUGCAGAGGUAGCAGAAGCCUGGAGUCAAGCCAGCUGGAGCUGCCUGCAGUGCAUGAGGGCUCGCCUGUGCCCAUGACGGUGGCUGACAAAGGACCAGUGAGCUGGGACCUUGGCCCAAGGGCUCUGUGCCAGGCGGAACCAAGGGCCCCGUGGAGUCCAGCCCAACUACCUACAUCGUGCACCAACUGUCCUCCUGCACCUCCCUCUCCCCAGCCUGGGCUCCCUGGGCCGCCUGCAUCCUGGAAUUUUAUCUGUGGAGUUCCUGCCAUGUGGGCUGCAGUCAGCACGCCAGGGGCCACCAGGCUCCCACCACCUGGUACCUCGGACUGAGCCCUCCAGGCCAGCUGGGGCCAGCCACAAGGACGGUCCUGCUUGUCCUCCUCUCUGGGGAGCCGCUUCCUGGCUGUGCCUUCUUGUGUUUCCCCAAGAACAGGAGCUGCACCAAGGCCUACGCAGCGUUGCCCCCACCCACCCAGUGGAGCGAGCACCUGUACUCACCAUCCUCAUGUCACGUACGCUGAGAACAUGUGUCACGAGCCACAUCUCAGGAAGGUGUGCACAGCCAGGGCCACUAGCGGGUCACUGCCCUCCUCUGCUGCCCAAGGCUGAGGCCUCUCAUCAUUUCUUCAUGUGAAGGACAGCUCUUGAUGUGGGGGAAACAGGGCACUAAAGCCCACCAGCCUUUGGGUCCCAGAUAGGUGGGAGCUGAAGAAGACCAAGGUGUGGGUAGUGUCCUUGUCAACUUUCCCCUCCAUGUCCCAGAGCUUGUUCUUGCUCUCUUGUGAUGAGCACUGCAAAUCCUGGAAAGAAAGCUAGAGUCUUAAAGGUGGCAGGGUCACUGCUGCUGCUGACCCCAGCAGAACAGGGGCAGGGAAGCGGGAGGCGGUGGCUGGCUGGGGGAGCAGCUGGGCUAGGUGUGCGGUGGCCCAGGUGAACCUGCCUUUCCCACAUCCAAGCACCCUGCUUGGUCUUGAUUUCUGACCAGUCCCCUUCCCCUCUCCCACUCCUCUAUGACAAAGUAGCUUCUUGCAGGCCCCUUUGUGCCGAGACAGUCUUUCGUCUCCAGAGUUCAUGAAGCAAAGCUCUUCCUCUGCACAGCUGCCUCUGAUACAGACGGAGCUGCCAUCGGGCACCAGUGCACAGACAGGAGGAAAAGGACUGCUGGCUCCAAGGGCCAAGCCAGUGUCGGCUGCUCUCUUAAAUUGGGUGCAUGUCUUUUAUUUAAUUAUCACGAGCAACACUUAGCCUAAUGUUUCUGUGGGGGUCAUCAGGGAGUGUCAAAACCACAGAGGAAACCCCAGAAAGUAUUUCAAAGAGCGGGCCUUGGUGUGUUCUCCCCCAGCUGCUGAGGACCGGAGCUGAGGAAUGGAGACUGUGACUCACGGGGCAGGGCUUGGGUCUCCUCGACCUUGACCUAGAGCAGCUGACUGAAGACAGGGCAGGCACCCACCUGGGCCUUGCGUGGACCAGGGAGCACGACCCUCCCGCUCCCUGUGUCUCCUUGUGCCAGCAACCUCAAACAAGCCCUGUUUUUACACUAAUCACCUAAACUUGUGUUUUAUUUUUCUGAUAGAGAUGGUUUCCUCUGGAUUGUUUUAUGCGGUUCUCACAGCGAAUCCCCUCUUUGCCCCCCAACAGCUGUGCUGCCCAGCCUGGGGGAGGUGCUCCGCACCAACAGUGGCCUUGCAGACAAAGCAGACCGACCUCCCCCCACCAGGCUCCCCGACUGCCUGUUUCCACGAGGUACUGGUCUCUUCUUUUUGUUAACACGAUGUGCCACUAUAUUUUACAUUUAUACUUGGUAUUACACUCUUUUAUAGACUUGCUCUUUUAUAAAUGAUGUGUAAAUAGUUCUCCACUCUUCUCUGUUCUGGAAUGCCUCUGGUGUCCCCACCCCCCUUAUUUUCUUGGUCCAAUACAUUUUGUUUCUGUAUAUGACUCUGUGUUUUUUGAAUCCAAAUCUCCCCUCUGUAGUAUUUUUUAA